Neurospora crassa OR74A is the source of this 2255-nucleotide messenger RNA. Its product is annotated as glycosyl hydrolase. The record is from RefSeq and is a predicted model, not a curated record. Lineage: Eukaryota; Fungi; Ascomycota; Sordariomycetes; Sordariales; Sordariaceae. Gene Ontology annotation, biological process: carbohydrate metabolic process. The coding region runs from base 511 to 1773 and encodes 420 amino acids. The transcript has a single exon.
UACGUCAUUGAUAAUAUGAAUCUUUGGAUGCUUUGCGCCUCCUGACAGGCAUAGCAUCGCCGAGUAUUGCAAUUGUGAGCCCUUGACUUUUUGUGGGCUGCUGCUCUGCCAUCGUUGGACUGACUGCCCAGCUUUGUCCAUGACCAUGGAUCAGGCGGAGGGUGGCAGUGAUUCGCUUCUGCCCUAGCGCGGCUGGCAUAUUACAUAGGAUGACGGGCUCGGUCUCGAAUUCUUAGUCGAGGUCGGACAGCCUUGUAAGGCCCCUGGCGUUAAAGAAAGCAACACAUGGGGGGAACGGCACACGGCACACGACAUGGUUGGAAUCCACGCGCAUUUUACUGAUGUCCAAUGCAUCACUCGCCAGUCCCGACAUAUAUGGCUCCAGUGGUGACCAUGUCGGGUAUAUAGGCCAUCGACUGCUCCCCGGUCCCCCAUACCGAACUCGUCCUCUAGGACACUUGCUUCUCGUCGAUCACCUCUGUCCGUCCAUUCUCUCUUUUUCUGAUCAAAAUGGUAGCCAUUCAGUGGGGUCCUCUCGCGGCCCGGACUCUCUUUUUCGCAUCCACCCAUCCUCAUCGACAUGCGGUGAACGACAACAGCACCUAUCCCCAAGUGGACAACAGCACUUAUGCCCAAAAGGCGCAAGAUGCUGCCAUGGCGCUCCAAGAGUGGUAUGACCUACCGUCGGGUCUCUGGAACACAACUGGCUGGUGGAACGGCGCCAACUGCCUCACGGUUAUGGGCGACUUGGCUUUGGCAGACCCCGCCAUCGACGAAGCCAUCAAAAUAAAGGAAAUCUUCCAAACCACCUUCUACAAUGCGCAGAGGACAAGCGCGACGGCGGACAAGCUGCUCGGGGCGAACGGAAAGUUUAUCGCGAUGUACAAGUACGAAACGAUAGAGGAAGAAUACGAAACGAUAGGGGACGAACUAGCAGGAAAACGAAGAUCGCAGGGCUUUCCUAAAUUCCUCAACAACUUUUUCGACGACGAGGGUUGGUGGGGACUGGCUCUGGUCCGGGGAUGGGACGCAACAGGCGAUCUCUUUAUGCUCACGGCUGCGCAAACCAUUUAUGAUGAUAUGGUGGUAAAUGGCCUCGACCCGACAUGCGGAGGAGGCAUAUGGUGGAGCAAGGACAGGAAAUACAAGAACGCCAUUGCAAACGAACUAUACAUCGCCCUAGGCGCCAGUCUCGCCAACCGGGAGUCGCCGAGGAAAGACUGGUACAUAAGCCAGACGGUUGAGGCGUGGAACUGGUUCAAGCAGAGCGGCUUGAUCAACGACAAGGGCCUCAUCAACGACGGGCUGAAGAGGACGGACCAGGGCUGCGUCAACAACAAAAUGCCGACGUGGUCGUACAACCAGGGCGUCAUCUUGGGCGGCCUGGUGGAGUUGUCCAAGGCGACGGGCGACCAGUCUUAUCUGGCCGAAGCCGUCACCAUCGCGAAUGCAGCACUCAAGGCGCUUCAGGACGAAAACGGCAUCAUCCGCGAAAUCGACCGGUGCGAACCCCACUGUGGCGAUGACGGGAGUCAGUUCAAGGGCGUCUUUGUGCGCAAUCUGGCCUACCUCCACAACGUAGCGCCGCACGACAACUUCCGGGACGCCAUCCUCAAGAACGCCGACUCGAUCUGGGCCCACAACCGCAACUCCAAGAACCAGAUGGGCAUCAGCUGGGCAGGGCCACCCGAGGCAGGCAAGGGGCCGACGGCAGCAACACACAGCUCGGCCAUGGAUGUGCUGGUGGGCGCGUUGACGGCGAUCAAAAAGUAGUGAUCCUCUUAUUGUUUGUUUUUGUAUUUUCGUAUGGGCGCGGUUUCUACGAAGGCGUUUGGGGUUCGAUGGCUGUACGAUAUGAGCGUGGUGUAAUGUAAUACCAAGGGGAAUGGAAUACGGGCGGCUUCCUUGUGGUAAUCAGUAGUUCUAAUGGUGUUUGGUCUGUUUGGUACCUUGGAAUAUGGGUCGAACAUGAGGGUAGAUUGGACCAUCCCAUGGUGUACUUGAAUAAAGACCAAACAGUAUCGACACUAUCGCGGCCGAUUCAUGCUGUGACCAAUGUGACCUGCGUCUGAAUGCUCGGCUGUGGUGAGAAGGUCGUGAGCUGUUUGUUGUUGUUGUUCAUCAGUUGUGAUCCGCUGCGAUUGACGAACACAGCAAGAACAACUGCCAAGUGCCGUGAAGCGUACUGCUGCCUAAGGUACCUGGUAGCGAGAAAACCUUGGUCGGCCUCCAAUCGUUCAUCUGAGCAGUUGAGG